AUGAGGAUCGAAACCUGCCAUCUGUGCUCCCGUCCCGUCUACCCUUCCAAGGGAAUAACCUUCGUCCGCAACGACGCUAAAGUCUUCCGCUUCUGCCGGUCGAAAUGCCACAAGAACUUCAAGAUGAAGCGUCAACCUCGCAAACUGAAGUGGACGAAGACACACCGCGCCCUCCGUGGGAAAGAAAUGAUCGUCGAUCAAAACCUGUUGCUCUCACAAUUUGCGAAGAGGCGCAAUGUGCCCGUGAAGUAUGACCGGAAUCUGGUCCAGGCGACCCUGAAGGCCAUGGAGAGAAUUGAGGAGAUCAGGGCACGGAGGGAAAGAGUAUAUGCCAGGAGGAGAUUGAGCGGCAAGGCACAGAGAGAUGCACGACGCAGACAGGAUCUCAAGGUUGUGGCCCAGGGUGAGCACUUGAUUAAGAAGGAGUUGGCCGACCUGGAGGCUGCGAGAGCGGAGAUGGAGCCGAUGGUCGAACAGGUCAAGAGGGAGAUGGAGGCCAGCAGAGUGGUUGGAGAGGAGAGGCUCAGGCAAAAGAGGAAGAGGAAGAUGCUUGUGGGUGGAGGCACGGACGGAGAGAUGGAUUUGGAUUGA
Cladophialophora psammophila CBS 110553 is the source of this 591-nucleotide messenger RNA. RefSeq names its product large subunit ribosomal protein L24e. The record is from RefSeq and is a predicted model, not a curated record. Lineage: Eukaryota; Fungi; Ascomycota; Eurotiomycetes; Chaetothyriales; Herpotrichiellaceae. The coding region runs from base 1 to 591 and encodes 196 amino acids. Gene Ontology annotation, cellular component: nucleolus. Gene Ontology annotation, biological process: ribosomal large subunit biogenesis. The transcript is spliced from 2 exons.